Rhopilema esculentum is the source of this 2144-nucleotide messenger RNA. Its product is annotated as leucine-rich repeat-containing protein 23. Gene Ontology annotation, molecular function: protein binding. The record is from RefSeq and is a predicted model, not a curated record. NCBI's taxonomy places the organism in Eukaryota, Metazoa, Cnidaria, Scyphozoa, Rhizostomeae, Rhizostomatidae.
CUGCUGUCAUAGUAACAGAAGAUCAACCUUAACAAUAUGGCGGUCAAAUUUACCUUUUGACUGAUGCUGCAAGUGAGCAAUCGCGAGUUUAAGUAAAAAGGCGCUUGAAUAAAGAGAGAAUAUGUCAGAAUUUUCCGACUUCGAAGAUGAAGAAGGUGUUGAGGAGCCAGAUAUGGAAAAUGAAGAUGGAGAGGAGAAAGAAGAAGAGAAUGUGGAGCCAACUGAUAAUCCAUUAACAAAGGAGGUUGUUGGAGAUUGUCUGUCAUUGAUCUGUAAAACAGGAAAUGGCCUUGCACAUGCUUAUGUGAGGCUUGAUGUUCAUGAAAGGGGUUUAACAGACAUCAGCAUACUGAAUUGCUUCAUCCAUCUCAGAUAUGUGGAUAUCAGUGGAAACAAACUCAAAGAAAUAACUGCAUUGAAUUCACUUACUCAUUUAUUAACCCUCAAGGCUGAUAAAAAUCUUCUCAGAAGUGGCAAAAUGGAAGAGAUGCCAUACCUACAAGUUGCAAGUUUUGCAAAUAACAAAAUAAUGGAUUCUGAAGGAUUUGAUCACCCACUGCUUGAGUCUUUAAACUUGAGAAAUAAUGACAUAAUCGAAGUGACUGGGCUUAACCCAAAGCGACUAGCGCGGUUGAAAACUUUAGAACUUCGAAGCAACAAGCUGAUCAGCACAAAAGGAAUUGAACUGCCAAACCUAACAAGACUAUACUUGGCUGCAAACAAAAUUCGUUCUUUGGAAGGCUUACCAACUCUGAAUCAUUUGGUAUUUUUGCAUUUGCGUGGGAACAGCAUCGAAAAACUUGACGGCUUUUCUGAAGAAAUGGCCAACUUGCAGUAUCUUAACCUCAGGCAAAAUAACAUUUCUGAAUUAUCAGAAGUUACAAAACUGAAAUGUCUUCCAAUGCUGCGAGCUCUGGUUUUACUGGAAAACCCUGUAUGCAUGGAAAACGGCUACAGAAUCGAAGUACUGAUUUUACUACGAAGAUUAGAGAGACUUGAUAAGGAUCCUAUAAAUGAGGAGGAACGACAGGAAGCAGAAGAGAUCUAUGAACAAAGACGCCAGGAAGAGGCACAAAGUGCUGGGGCAGAGGUGAUUCAGCUAGAGGAGGAAGAUGACUGAAUUUGUUUAAGUACUUUUUCUGAUUCGCUUUCUGAUUUUGUUAGCUUAGAUUUUGUUUAAGUGCACAUACUAGAUAAACUGUUUUAUGGAUUCCUAUCUGAUAUUAACAAAUGUUACAACAAUUGAAGAGUUCCAGUGCAAGAAGGGGAGGAACACUUUUUAACUGGAAUUUUGAUUAUUACGAUUUUGCGCUCAAGACAUUCUGGUACAUGUUCUGGGAUUUCCGGUUUCCUUUAGAUCGCUGGACAGUAUGAGCUUUGAAUACAGUAGAAUUGCUCAAUCAAACCAGCCCCCGUUAUAACCAAUCGAAGAUCUUAUUGCGUCGAUGCCAUUUGAUUUAGCUAUCUGGCUUGACGAGCCCUACAUCUAGCAAACCUCCGUUUUAUCAAACUCCCGCUACAACGAAUUCCUUCUGCAAAGUAGUUUUCUGGGUGUAUUGAAAGUUGAUCACACUAGGGUCACAUUUUUAAGAUGCUCAAUAUUUUGCGUAUCAUUAAUAAAUUCUGAUCCUUCCAGAGACUUGAUAUUGUAUCUUUUUGCCCCAGAACUUCGAAAUAGCUACAUGUUUUGUACCAGCAAAGUGUAGCUGUCGAAAAGUACUCCAGAAAUACACAACCCCUUUCUUUCAAAAAGUUUGUGAUUCUAUGAUAAGAAAGAAGCUAUCGACUCUUCGUAAACUAUUUCACGAUUUUAGUUUUCUUUUUCUGUUACGUUUUUCGGUUACUUGUAAAUAAAAGGUUGUAUUAAGAGGACUCAAACUCUUUACGUUUCGUUGUUUCGUUGUUUGUUACGAAUGGCAUUUAACAAAUUGGUUUGGUAAUCUCUGUUGCUAUUUCUUAUCAAAGUAUGCAUUAGAAAAUGCUUUGAUUUUAUUAACUUUUGCUCAUUUCUUUUAAUUUAGAAUCGCAUUGUUUCAGGCUCUUGGACUUGAGUGUAAAACAAAUAGAUUAGCUGCAUACAAGCGAAAAGGAUAGCACUAAUUGUUUUUAUUGAUUUCAAUCGAUCUUGCGAUGCCACAUUCUUA